ACGCUCUGAUGUGUUACAGCGUACAUCUAUUGACGUUUAUAACUCGCGCCACCCACAUCAAAGUCAGUUGCAUAUCCUGCCAAAUUCUUCUUCCCAUGUGUCCCUGGCGACCAGAUUCCUACUGGACGAUUGGCAUACGAGCUAUUUAUUGCAAGACUCGGGAUCUGGGCUGGGUCCGUUGCAUUUGCAACGCCGGAUGACUGCGUUUGGGUUUAAAGGCUGUGGGAUUCGUAGGGGUUUGGAAAAAUCUUGUUUUUCCCUUGCCAAUUUGCCUUCCACCUUGCAUCAGUCCACGCUGCAACAAACAUGCGGGAUUACGAUGAAGUUACAGCCUUCCUGGGAGAAUGGGGACCCUUCCAGAAGAUGAUCUUCUUUCUUCUGAGCGCCAGCAUCUUCCCAAACGGUUUCUGCGGAUUGUCCAUCGUCUUCGUCGGGGAUAUCCCAGAGCAUCGCUGCUCGAUUCCCGGGAAUCUCAACCUCAGCCAAGCCUGGAUGAACAGAACCAUCCCACUGGUGCCAGGAACCCAAAUCCAGUACAGCCAAUGCAGUCGCUACCGCUUGGAUGUGAUCAGGAACCUCUCGGAGGUGUUUCCAGACCCAGAUCUCCUCAACGUGUCCGGGAUCGAAGAGGAGCCGUGUUUGGAUGGAUGGGAAUACAGCCGGGACCAGUACACCUCCACCAUCGUCUCUGAGUGGGACUUGGUGUGUAACAAUGACUGGAAAGGACCUUUUUCUAUGUCUGUAUUCUUCCUGGGAGUUCUGGUUGGCACCUUUAUCGCUGGCCAGUUGUCUGACAGAUUUGGGAGGAAGUCUGUUUGGUUUGGAACCAUGGCUGUGCAGACUGGAUUCACUAUGAUUCAAGUGUUCUCGCCAAACUGGGAAAUAUUUUGCGUUCUCAAUUUUUUUGUGGGCAUUGGACAGAUUUCAAACUACGUAGCUGCCUUUGUUAUAGGAUCUGAGGUCCUUGGGAAAUCAAUCCGGGUUGUCUACUCUACACUAGGACUUUGCAUUUCUUAUGCAAUCGGCUAUAUGUUCCUGCCUUUCAUUGCAUACUUUAUACGAAGCUGGAGGAUGCUGCUUUUUAUCCUGUCUCUUCCAGGCCUGCUCUACAUUCCUCUGUGGUGGUUUGUGCCUGAAUCCCCACGCUGGCUUUUGCACAAAGGACGGAUACAGGAGGCUGAAGCAAUAAUCCAACACAUGGCAAGGAAAAAUGGCAUCACUCCUCCACCUGUACUCUUCAAUGAUCUUGAGCUGGAAGAGAUGAAGGCUAAAAGUGUAAUAUCUCAUACAAUAAUACACUUGGUGAAAACCAGUAAUAUCCGAGCCAUCACAAUUAUCAACUUCCUUGUGUGGAUGAUUCUAUCAAUUGAGUACUACGGCCUAUCUUUGAGCACACCAAACCUCAACGGCAAUGCCUAUUUGAACUGCUUCUUCUCUGCUGCCAUUGAAGUUCCAGCCUACACAGCUGCCUGGCUCCUUCUCCAGAGACUUGGCCGCAGGUUCAGCCUUUCAGGAGCACUUUUUCUUGGAGGCGGUGUUCUUUUCUUCAUCCGGCUUGUACCAUCAGAUCUUUCAGCGCUUACCACAACACUGGUCAUGGUCGGAAAAUUUGUUAUUACUUCUGCCUUCUCCAUUGUGUAUGUCUAUACUGCGGAGCUCUACCCAACUGUGGUCAGAAACAUGGGCGUCGGAGUGAGCACCAUGGCCUCCAGAACCGGCAGCAUCAUCUCUCCAUAUUUUGUUUACCUCGGAGCAUAUAAUGAACUUCUGCCCUUCAUUUUAAUGGGAGGUUUAACAAUCCUGUCAGCAGUUCUAGUCUUGUUUCUGCCUGAAACAAUCAAUAAUUCUCUUCUGGAAACCAUUGACCAGAUGCAGGACAUCAAGUGCUUCAAAUUUAGAACUCCUUGCAGCAAUCAAGACCGUUCUGUUCAAAAUGAAAUGGGUGAAAAAUCUGAUGGUCAUUAAGAAGCAACAGAUUGGACUUGACUGCGGCCGUAAUACUGUAAUGUAGGAGAAAUUGCAAGCAUCUUUUUUGGGGAUGCGUCACAGAGUAACAUUAUCUCAAGUCACAAUAUGUCCAGCAAUACAACUACAGUACUCAGGGACCACUGUAAAAGACUAGUACAUAG
Messenger RNA from Amblyraja radiata (thorny skate), 2129 nucleotides. Its product is annotated as solute carrier family 22 member 5-like. Gene Ontology annotation, molecular function: transmembrane transporter activity. Gene Ontology annotation, cellular component: membrane. The transcript is spliced from 10 exons. Lineage: Eukaryota; Metazoa; Chordata; Chondrichthyes; Rajiformes; Rajidae. Gene Ontology annotation, biological process: transmembrane transport. The record is from RefSeq and is a predicted model, not a curated record. Bases 307 to 1965 code for a protein of 552 amino acids.